Molecule: messenger RNA, 1182 nt
Organism: Effrenium voratum
Lineage: Eukaryota; Dinophyceae; Suessiales; Symbiodiniaceae
Source: the annotation of a GenBank genome assembly
AUGGCGCAACGAACUGCGGACGUGGUCAUCAUCGGUGGCGCCGUCAUGGGAUCUUCCGUGGCCUGUCAUCUCGCUCAGCGGGAUGAUUUUCGCGGACACAUCAUCGUCGUUGAAGCCGAUCCGGUUUACGAAAUCUGCGCCUCCGCAAGAUCAGCCGCGUCGAUCCGCCAGCAGUUUUCAACUGCCGUCAAUAUCGAGAUUUCGCUCUACGGUAUCCGGUUCCUGCGAGAGAUCGGUGCAGCUUUGGCCGUUGAUGGCGACAGACCUGAUAUCGGACUGCAGGAAGGCGGCUACCUGUUUCUGGCUACGCCCGACAAGGCGGAAAUCCUUCAAAAGAAUCACCUCCUCCAACAGGAGUUGGGUGCCGACAUCGCGCUGCUCGAUACUGGCGAGCUCAGGUCGAAAUUUUCCUGGCUUUCCGUUUCGGAUCUCGAGGCCGGUUGCCAUGGUCUUACGGGUGAGGGCUGGUUCGACGGAUACGGGCUGAUGCAGGCCUUUCGCAGGAAGGCACGAUCCCUCGGGGUGGAAUAUGUUUCGGCUCGCGGAACGGUCGAAAACAAUCCGGAAGCCGGCUGGUCCGUUCUGUUGUCUUCCGGUGAGCGGAUUUCAACACCAGUGCUCGUCAAUUGUGCGGGAGCCUCUGGUGGAACGGAGAUCUGUGCGCAGGCCGGCCUGGAUGUUCCGGUUGUUCCGCGCAAACGCUGCGUCUUUACCUUUGACUGCAAGGAACCGCUCGAGAACUUUCCCUUGUUGAUCGAUCCGACCGGAACUUACGUGCGUCCUGAAGGUCCGGGCUACAUCUGCGGAUCGGCUCCACCGGCAGACCGGGACCCGGACUGCACGGACCUGGAUGUCGACUACACUCUCUUCGAAGAUCAUAUCUGGCCAAUGCUUGCCGCACGCGUUCCCGCCUUCGAAGCGAUCAGGCCCGGUGCCGCCUGGGCCGGAACCUAUGACAUGAACCUCUUCGAUCACAACGCCUUUGUCGGCAGUGUUCCUGGAAUGGAGGGUUUCUUUGUUGCGCUCGGAUUUUCGGGCCACGGCCUGCAACAAGCCCCUGCCGUCGGGCGGGGCCUUGCCGAACUGAUUUCAACCGGGGCAUACCAGACGCUGGACCUGGAACCGCUCUCCAUCCGGCGCCAGACGGAAAACGCCCCCAUAUCUGAGAAGAAUGUCGUUUAG